AUAAGUUCCCAGCUAAGUAAGGUCACUCACUGGUUUCUCUAUCUGUCAGCUCCUAUAAAAUCUGAACCCCGUCGCCCUCCUCUCGUGCUCUCUCCUCUGCUUCCUUCGUGUAGAUUAUUUCCCUCCCUCCUUCCCCCCUUCGUCGCGUCGGGGUCAAGCCAGGCCUCCUCAGAGCUUCUCCUCCUUCUCCUUUUGACGCUUGAUUGCGAGGAAAGCCCGGAUCGAUCGCGAUGCGCGUGCAGUGCGACGUGUGCGGCGUGGAGCCGGCCACCGUGCUCUGCUGCGCCGACGAGGCCGCGCUCUGCUCCGCCUGCAACCGCCGCGUCCACCGCGCCAACAAGCUCGCCGGCAAGCACCGCCGCCUCGCGCUGCAACAGCCUUCCUCCCCCACCAACGCCACCGCCGCCGGGCCGCUCUGCGACGUCUGCAAGGAGCGGAGGGGGAUCGUGUUCUGCGUGGAGGACAGGGCGAUCCUGUGCGCCGACUGCGACGAGCCCAUCCACAGCGCCAACGACCUCACGGCCAAGCACAGCCGCUUCCUCCUAGUCGGCGCCAAGCUCUCCGCCGCCGAGCUCGUAGACCAGGAUCAUCAGAUCCCCUCUCCUGACGGGAGCCCCGACGAGCACGAAAACUCCUCGUCCUGCGCCGCCAACGGCGCCGAGGACUCUGCCCCUCCGGUCCUUAACGGCGUGGGAGGAGGAGGAGGAGGUGGAAGCAGUAUCUCGGAAUACCUCACCAACAUCUGCCCCGGCUGGCGCGUCGAGGACCUCCUCCUCGACGACGCCGCCUUCGCCUCCAAGCAGAAGGGGCGGGACGAUGAGGUGCCGUUCCUGGACGCCGACCUGUUCGACGUGGUCGCCGCCGGGGCGCGGCCGGAGAAGCGCGGCGGCGCGUGGGACCAGGCGCCGCACGUGCCGCAGCCGGCGUGGGCGAGCCUCGAGGAGGUGGUGCCGGCGCCCAAGGCCAAGGCAAAGCAGCAGCAGGGGCGCGUGCGGGAGUGGUACCACAGCGACAGCGACAGCGACGUGUUCGCCGUGCCGGAGAUCUCGCCGACGCCGCCCGCCAAGCGGGCGCGGCCGUCGCCCUUCUGGUGCCUCUGAGCUACGGCAUCAAUCACGGUGGACAAAUCACUCGCGCCCGCGCGCGCAGCAAAUCCGGCGAGGUAGCAGCUAGCUCGAUCGAUCGAUCGAUCGCUAGUGUAAUCCUUGCAAGCUUGCUGUCAGAAGCACUGAGCUAAUGCUGCUAGCUAGCUACCGCUACCGCUAGUACUGAACUCUAAUUAAUUUUGGUGCAACUACUAUGCUAUGCUGUUAUGUACUAGUAUGAAACUGAGUUGUCGCGUUAUAAAUUCCGAAUAAGUAAUGUGUCAUCAUCAUCUCCUUCAACUAUCA
This is a messenger RNA of Brachypodium distachyon (stiff brome), 1391 nucleotides long. RefSeq names its product B-box zinc finger protein 20. Gene Ontology annotation, cellular component: nucleus. Gene Ontology annotation, molecular function: zinc ion binding. The transcript is spliced from 3 exons. The record is from RefSeq and is a predicted model, not a curated record. Bases 231 to 1100 code for a protein of 289 amino acids. Gene Ontology annotation, biological process: photomorphogenesis; regulation of DNA-templated transcription. NCBI's taxonomy places the organism in Eukaryota, Viridiplantae, Streptophyta, Magnoliopsida, Poales, Poaceae.